GGGUCCGCAGCCAGUUUAUAUCGCGCCGAAGCCCGCAAGCCUGAGAGGGGUUCCAUCUCUCGAAGAAGAACGGGCAUGAUGGCUCUGUCACUGCCUAAGGAGGCGCUUCAGCGAUAUUUAAGGCGCAGCCAUGGCACGACCACUCGUAGCAUUUCAUCGUCUGCGAUCCUGUACUCCGGACAUAAUAAAUGGUCUACAAUCAAACACGACAAGGCCAAGAAUGACAAAGCGAAAAGCAAGGAACGUCAGAUGGUGAGCAAGGAAAUCGCCAGCGCAACGCAAUUAUGGGGCGCCGAUCCAAAGUACAACCCUCGUUUGACCCUUGCGCUUUCGAAUGCGAAGCGAGCCUCCAUUCCCAAGAAUAUAAUUGAAGCAGCCAUUGCCCGUGGUCAGGGACUGAGCUUGUCAGGUCAGGCCCUGGAGGCCGUCACGAUUGAAGCCAUGCUCCCCGGAGGAGUCGCAGCCGUGGUGGAGUGCCAAACUGAUCAAAAAGCUCGAGUCCUUCAGGACAUUCGCUAUUUGAUUAGAAAUGGAGGCGGAACAGUGACACCAACGACAUUCCUGUUCGAGAAGAAGGGUCGCGUCGUCAUGGAAAAGAAAGAUGACAUUAAUGCAGAUGAACUCCUAGAACCAGCUAUCGAAGCGGGCGCGAUGGACCUCCACACAGAUGACAAUGGUCGCCUUGUACUGUUCACUGAUCCGUCGGAAACCAAACGUGUCGGCGAGUCAUUCACUAAAAUGACUGGAAUGACGAUCGAAGAGUUAGAAAUUUUCUGGGAUCCGAACCAGGAGACUUUGGUUGAAUUACCAGAAGAUCAAGUCAAGGUCCUCGAAGAUCUCCUCGGCUCGUUACGAGAUGAUCCAAGCGUGCAGGACAUAUAUCUUAACUCGACGAUCAAGUUGUGA
Molecule: messenger RNA, 906 nt
Organism: Penicillium diatomitis
Lineage: Eukaryota; Fungi; Ascomycota; Eurotiomycetes; Eurotiales; Aspergillaceae
Product: post-initiation translation factor DPC29
Exons: 2
Cellular component (GO): mitochondrion
Source: RefSeq, a predicted model, not a curated record